This is a messenger RNA of Aspergillus neoniger CBS 115656, 287 nucleotides long. RefSeq lists its product as uncharacterized. NCBI's taxonomy places the organism in Eukaryota, Fungi, Ascomycota, Eurotiomycetes, Eurotiales, Aspergillaceae. The annotation marks the transcript as partial. The record is from RefSeq and is a predicted model, not a curated record. The transcript has a single exon.
AUAUGCUCGAUGGAAUCAAGUGGAAACGUUUGCUUUUCCGUCUACUACUCUUUAAAACCAAGGAAGUGGAGGUGGUGGUUGUAGUAUACGUCCUAUUGAAAUUACCUCAUUGGGGGUGUGGUGAAAUUCAACCAACUUCUGGUCGGUUGGGUUUUGGGGCGGGUAUCACAGGCUUCGUCACCGACUUACUCUUUGUAGUCUGUGUGAAGAUAAUGACGAAAGCAUCUAGGAUGGAGGGGGUGGAAAUAUGGGGAUAAUCAUAUUAAUUAGUUUGUAAAGAUAGAAAA